Molecule: messenger RNA, 1365 nt
Organism: Hyalella azteca
Lineage: Eukaryota; Metazoa; Arthropoda; Malacostraca; Amphipoda; Hyalellidae
Product: MFS-type transporter SLC18B1-like
Exons: 1
Coding region: 1-1365 (454 amino acids)
Biological process (GO): transmembrane transport
Molecular function (GO): transmembrane transporter activity
Source: RefSeq, a predicted model, not a curated record
AUGGCAAACUACACCCGUAAGCAGUGGUUAACGCUCAUCGUGUUCUGCAUUGCACAGUUCUGUAGUGGCGUGUGCUUUUCAAUACAAGCACCAUUCUACCCACAUGAAGCUGAGAAGAAAGGUGCCACAGCCACGCAGUACAGUUUCGUGUUUGCAGUUUUCCAACUGGUGGUGUUUACUGUGUGUCCAAUAUACGGACAGUUCUUGGAGAGAAUAGGAGUCAACUUUCUGAAAAAUGCUGGAAUUUCAACUGUUUCAGUAUCGUGCAUUUUAUUUGGAUUUCUUAACCGGAUGAGCGGACCUAAUGUUUUCUUAACUUUCUCGUUCAUCAUUCGGAUAAUGGAAGCGCUGGGUGGGGCCGCCUUCAGCACUACAGCUUAUAGCAUUACAGCGCAGGAAUUCCCCUUGAAUGUUGCUUCUGCUUUUGCCACUCUCGAAACUUUCUUCGCGCUUGGUUUGAUAGCGGGACCCACAGUCGGAGGCGCUUUGUACGAGUUGGGAGGCUUCACUCUGCCCUUUGUGGUGCUAGGCUGCGUUUUGAUGGUCGCAGCGGCCAUUGUGUGGUACUUCUUACCUGUGGAAGGUAGUCUCACCAGACCAACUUCAAGAUACUCGGUGUUUUCGCUUAUGAAGAAACCAAAAAUAUUACUUUUCGCCUUCACAACAAUGUCGGGGUCUAUCAGCAUUGGCUUCUUGUUUUCAACUCUGGAGCCCCAUAUACGUCCGUGGAAUCUCACUCCUCUGGAGAUUGGCCUAAUCUUCGUUAUAGACGGCUUCUCGUACUCCGUUUCUGCGCAGCUUUGGGGCCGUUUAUGCGACAGAUGUCUACCAGAGCGAGCUGCUACAACGAUGGGGGCUUUAACAGCCACAGUGGCUUUCUUACUGUUGGGUCCUUCACCCAUCCUACCCAUUAAAAACAGCAUACCACUGUGCAUCUGUGCCUUGGUGGUUCAUGGCUUUGGUUUCGGGGCCGAGUUUGUGGCCACUUUCAGCGGAAUGCAUAAGGAAGCCGUUGAGGCUGGGCUUCCGGACGAUCUCACAACCUACGGACUAGUAGCCGGACUCUGGAAUUCUUCUUUUGCGCUUGGCGGCUUCAUCGGGCCAUCCAUCGCCGGGGUCAUGUUUGACACCAUUGGCUUUGGUUGGGGCACCUCCAUCAUUGCACUGCUUCACCUAUUUGUGGCCAUUGUGACAAUCUUUCUAUCUUGCUACUACCGCUACUACCCAAACGAAGAUUUUUCUGAAAGAACGGCUCUUUUUCGACGAUCAGUAAGAAAAAGUGAAUCCGCCUACUUCACGUAUAGAAGCGGCUGCAACUCAACCCUCGUAUCUCGUGAGGAUAUCGCCAUAGGUACAGUUGAUUAA